Molecule: messenger RNA, 1935 nt
Organism: Euleptes europaea (tarantolino)
Lineage: Eukaryota; Metazoa; Chordata; Lepidosauria; Squamata; Sphaerodactylidae
Product: olfactomedin-like
Exons: 7
Coding region: 1-1935 (644 amino acids)
Biological process (GO): signal transduction
Source: RefSeq, a predicted model, not a curated record
AUGGAGGGGUGGGUGCGUCAUGCGGCCGACAUCGAGAAUCGCAGGCAACUCCUGCAGAUUUCCAAGCAACGCACUGCGGGUUUAGGGCAUUUCGCCACCCAUUGUCCUUCCCGAGCCAAGAGACCAAGUCCUUCCCAGCCCACAGUCGGAGACACCGAGAGAGCACUCACCGAAGUUUCGUCCUGUCACCGGAGCGGCUUGCCAGGAAGGCGGAGUACACCCUCAGCACUGCAGGCACAGCUCGACUGGGACCAACCAAAAGCAACCGGCCCAUCGGAGUCGCGGAUUACAAAUUCUGAUUCCCUCUCCUCGAGAAAAGACAAUUCCUUGGCAGAUGCCUUGUCUUGCCUGCCCCAAUACCGUGGGCAAGUCGACUGUCCCGUGGACUCCCUCUUCACCCUGGAGCAGCGGGGGGAGGUGUCAGGGCUGGCCGUGACAACCCGGGCUCAAAGCCGGGCAAAGGAUUCCAUCGCAUCCAGUAAGCUCCCCGAGGUUUUCAGAGUUACUGCAGAUCACAUCAUCUUCCAUGAUGCAGCAACAUCAAAUGAUGUGAAUGAUGAAUGUCUCUGCAGUGUGGAGCUCCCUGACACUGCCUUUCCUGCACAUAUGGUUGUUUUCCUGCAAGAUGCCUAUGGAAAUUUAACCUUUGAUAUUGAGAAUGAGGAAGAAAAGAUUACAACAAUCCAUUUUAGAAUUGUAGAAUUUCAGGAAAAACUGGGAAACUUGUCUGAUUUAAUAACUAAGGUCGAAAGGAAAGGCUUUAAGGAAGACGCAGACUAUCAGAAAGUUCAAGACGCUAUUGAUGAGUUGGACAAAAUUGGCAAAGACCUGAGUACCAUUCUGAAUAUAACUGAUGUGGGGGUUGAAGAUUUGCUCAACCAGGUCAACAAUGUCUCCAGCAUGGUGUGGCAGUUGGAAACUUUUGAUUCAAACAAUGUGUUGGCAACACUAAGGGAAAUUGACACACUCCGAAAACAACUGGCUGAUUGUGAAGAAGCAGCUGGGAAUCCCAAUUUUGGCCUACCUCCUGCUGGCCUCACACGCCCUGAGAUUGGAAGCUGUGAUAACAAAGUGUUGUUGAAUAUUAGCAAGCCAUUCAUAGUGAAACUCAACUGGCGAGGGUUCAGUUACAAAUAUGGUGGUUGGGGCAAGGACUUUGCCUUGGGGACCAAGAAUCCAGGCACAUAUUGGGUUGCUCCACUCAACACAGAUGAACGUUUAAUGGAGACCUAUCGCAUUUACAGCACUUAUCAUGACCUACUGUUAUACAAAAACCAAGUGGAAAGAAGCCUUUCCCAAAGCAUUGGGCUCACCUGGAACUAUAUCAACUGUGGACAGGGGAGUGGGAUGAUCUUGUACAACAACAGCUUCUAUUACAACUGCUACAACUCCAGGAACCUGUGCAAGCAAGAUCUGGCAAACAAUCACAUUAAACGUAGCAAAGUGGACAAUGCUGUUUUCAACAACUGGUACUCCUACAGUGGUGUCAAUUGGCAGGACUUUGAUUUUGCUGGUGAUGAGAAGGGCCUGUGGGUAACUUACUCCACAGAGAAGAGCCAGGGGAAUUUAAUCAUUGCGAAAUUAAAUCCUAAGACUCUGAAGAUAACGAAGACUUGGCAAACUUCACUGAAAAAGCCUGAAGUGACCAACACGUUCAUGAUCUGUGGGGCAUUGUAUGCCCUCAAGCGAGUGAGUGCACAUAAGGAGUUAAUAUUUUAUAUGUAUGACACCAAUACAGACAAAGAAAGCAUGUUAGAAAUUACAAUGGAGAAACUUGCAGAUGUAGCACAAAGUGUGAGCUACAACCCCAAUGAUCAAAAGAUAUACAUGUACAACAGUGGCUACCUGGUUACUUACGACUUGAUGUUCAACUAUCAGCUCCCAAAAACAACGCGCAGGGAAAGGGCUCUUCUUGUAGCUAGUGGAGGCAGCUGA